AUGUCGCGGAGGAAACAACCCAAACCACAGCAGGUCCAGGAUUUAUCUUUCAACGGACGCGCUGACGAGACGUGUCUCAGCUCAGCAUCUGCUCCUGCGGUGCGUGGCAGUGCUCGUGUCUGCAGCCGAUGCUGCGCUGAGUUUAACGUGCUAUCAGACCUGGAACAACACCAGAGGGAUUGCUCUCCAAGUCCUCUGGUUCUGAUUCUGAAUGAGGAUGACGAGCUGCUGUCCAGCAGCAAAACCUUCCCUGCAGCCUCACCAGCAGCCAGCCCAGCAGGGGGGCCGGGUGAAACACUCAGUAACUCUGAGAUGGAAAACAGCAACACCGCAUCGCAGGACAGGUCCAGCAAAGGAGCAGGGCUCAGAGAAAGCCAAGGAAGCACCAGCAGUAAGCACGGCAUCAGUACUGAAUGUGACACUGUCCUCCCACAAUCCUUACCUCACCCUGGCUGCCCAGCUGCCCAAGAAGGACACUCGUGGAUGAAGAUCAUUAUUAAAAACCUUGAGAGCACCAAAGUGGCCAUGGCUCAGUAUUCCCAGCUGGCGCACUCAGACGACUGCCGCAGAAAGACCGCCAUCUGGUCUGUGUUGCAACAGCUCUUCACCCUGCAAAUACAGCAAAUCCACCAGCUGCAGCUCAUUGAUCAGAUCCAUCACCAGGUUCUAUUGUUUGCUUCUCAUCAAGCCGGGAUACCAGAGACCCUGGGGAUCUGCACCAAGGACUUCUCUUCUUCAGAAUCCACCAAUCAGCUCAAGGCUCUCAGCACUCAUUUGUCUCAGCAGCUCGCUGCAGCUGCCGGGAUAGCCAGAUGCUUAUCAGCUCAGUCUGCUAACAUAAGUGACUUCAAGCAUUUUACGGCCACAGAGCAGCUAAAUCAAAGUCAACCUGACAGCAGAAAUGGGCUGUCAAGCUCAGAGGCCUCACAAACGUUUAGUAAGCUCAUGACAACAGCAGUUGGUGGACAUGUUUCCAAAAAACAACACAUGGAAUGUGGUUCUUCUAACUCCCAACUGAAUUUCUUGACCAAAACCAAGAUGUCCUCUUUGAUUUUUAACAAUAACGGCUUCAUCGGUCAGACUUCUGAAAACUCCCACGUACUUCGACCUUCAUCUCACAGCGAGCACACAGCGUCAAAUUCCAUACCAAACAUCAGUGCGAUUGUGGAGGAUCUGGAUGCCCUGGCAGCCUUGGCCCAACAGAGGAAAUGCAAGAAUCUGAAGCCUUAUGCUCCCACGGCGUCUUCAGAAGAGUCUCUCUUCAAACGCAGAUGCAGAUUUUGCAGCAAAGUGUUUGGGAGUGACAGCGCUUUGCAAAUUCAUCUGCGAUCACACACCGGUGAAAGGCCCUACAAGUGCAACGUCUGUGGAAACAGGUUCUCCACCCAGGGGAACUUAAAGGUUCAUUUUCAGAGGCACAAAGAGAGAUACCCACACGCCCAAAUGAACCCUUAUCUGUGCCUGGACAAUGCAGAGAUUCCUUUUCGGAUGUCCUUGUCACCAGAGAAAGCAGUAGCAAGAUGGCUAGAUAGGUCACCAUCUUCAUCUUCAAUGACCUCUGGUUCCCUGGAACAGUUUGACUCAACCAGACUGUCAUCUCUCAUCAAGAAAGAGGACGGCCUUAUGUUAGCACACAAUCCCCUUGCUCACCGUGAUCCUUCCUUUGAUUCAGCAGCAAACAUGACCUUUAGAUUUAAAGAAAACCCUAAAAAGGACUCGGACUCAGUCGAGACCAGGCAACAAAGAACGAGUCUUAAAAGUGAAGAUGUAAAACCAUCUUUUAACUUUGUCUCAAUGACCACAAAGUCAGAGGAAUCCGCUGAUGUCAUACCCCAUCCCAAUUCUACCUCAUUUUCAGGAUUCUUCUCAUUACAGCGCUCUGACAACCCCACACUCCGGCUGCCAUCAGACACCAAUAGAGUGUCAGACCCAAACGAGUGUGUCAUCUGCCACCGCAUACUCAGUUGUCAGAGUGCCCUGAGGAUGCAUUAUCGGACACAUACAGGGGAGCGCCCAUACCCGUGUAAACUGUGUGGCCGAGCUUUCACUACCAAAGGAAACCUGAAGACACACCAAACUGUUCACCGGGCCACAGUCCCGUUGAGUGUCCAGCACUCGUGCCCCAUCUGCCAAAGGAAGUUCAUGAAUGUUGGCGUCUUGCAGCAACAUGUAAGGUGCGUACACCACAUGCACAUGGAAGGUCACUUACCCAAUGCAGACUGUACGAAUCAGAAAUACUCAGUGGAUUGUAAUGAAGGAUUUGGCGACAACACAACAUUGAAUCAUAGGAAGAACUUUUUGAAUGACAACAAUGGAAGCAUUUGUGUCAACCAACUGUCUAGAUUCAAAUCCCUAUCCAUCCAUUUGUCCCCUUGUCCGUUUGGUAAACAUUUAAUUGACGCUAACAAGAUGACAAGUUACAACGGGCCAUUUGGGGAGCUGCAGCAUAAAUGGAUCAAAACGGAGCGGCCAGAUGGAUCAAACGAGGAAUGUCGUCAAACAAACAUCCAAUCUGCUGGUCAGUGGACUAACACAUUCCCCAUGCCUGACAGUUCAGCUCUCAAUCAGUCUCUGUCCGCUAGUGGCCAAGAUUCAAUGUACAAUAAAACUGUGAGUCUGGACAAACCAUUACAGGCGAGGCUCAACGCAACCACAUUAACGCUCUGUGCAUCUGCUACAUCACCCACUGAGCUACCAGUAUUUAACCAUGCCGAGGAUUCUCUGAGCCUGAUUCCCAAUCUCAGAGAAAAGGCGGUUAUAAAGAACACUUACUGCGAUAUAUGCGGGAAGAAUUUUGCCUGUCAAAGUGCCUUGGAUAUCCACUACAGAAGCCAUACCAAGGAGAGACCAUUUAUCUGCACAACAUGCAAGAGGGGCUUUUCCACUAAGGGGAAUCUCAAGCAGCACAUGCUUACACAUCAAAUGAGGGACUUCCCGCUACAUCUCUUUGAACCCUCCUAUCCUAACGAAGCACCUAACCAUGAUGGCUCCCUGUUGUCCAAUGUAAACUCAGAGAUGACCGCUUUACUGAACUCCUCUUUUAGGGGUGGCAAGGAUCUUUAUGGUCCUUCAGAGAUCCUCUCCGUUUCUGAGGUGCCUGAAGGUGCUGCAGCACCACCUCGCCGGACGCCCAAAUACCACCACUGCAAGACUUGUGGGAAGAGCUUCUCCUCCUCCAGUGCUCUGCAGAUCCAUGAGAGGACUCACACCGGGGAAAGGCCCUUUGCCUGCGCUGUCUGCGGACGGGCUUUCACUACCAAAGGAAACCUAAAGGUUCACAUGGGAACUCACAUGUGGAACAGCGCCCCCAGUAGGAGAGGCCGCAGACUGUCUGUGGACAGAUCAUCGCUGGGAUCCGGGACUCGUCCUGUUAAACUUCCUGAACCGCCACAGAAGAAUCUGGCCAUGGUUUCCAACGCCAGAGAGUCUGUUCACAGCUGGAACCAGAGUCCAGAGCUUUUCCAAGCAGGUGUGAAGAUGAAUGAUGUUUGUGUGACUCAGAGUGGACAGGUAGGACUGAGGGAGAAGGUUUGUCUGUGGAACCUUCACCUUACAGACCACAAUGACCCUUCUGCACUUUAAAAAGACACUCGCUGCUGAUUCACUGAUACCAUGUUACUGGUUUCUUACAGUUUUGCUGUUUGAAUGCACAGCUGACGUACAUGUACCAUAUCUCAAUAAAGAUGUUAU
Messenger RNA from Micropterus salmoides (largemouth bass), 3690 nucleotides. It is a transcript of the gene sall1b, whose product is annotated as spalt-like transcription factor 1b. Gene Ontology annotation, molecular function: RNA polymerase II cis-regulatory region sequence-specific DNA binding; DNA-binding transcription factor activity, RNA polymerase II-specific. The coding region runs from base 1 to 3582 and encodes 1193 amino acids. NCBI's taxonomy places the organism in Eukaryota, Metazoa, Chordata, Actinopteri, Centrarchiformes, Centrarchidae. Gene Ontology annotation, biological process: regulation of transcription by RNA polymerase II. Gene Ontology annotation, cellular component: nucleus. The record is from RefSeq and is a predicted model, not a curated record. The transcript is spliced from 3 exons.